AUGGUUGGCGUCAUUAGGAGGUUAAACAGACUCAAGGCCCUCGUUAAGUUGAGAGUUGGCCCUGGGGCAGCUCUUCUUCCAGAAGAUGUUACCCGGAUACACAUGGAGUUCGCCAUGAAGCACAACGAUGGGCAUAUGGGGCCGAGGAAGUUCUGGCGUGAGGCACUCCCUCGGUUAAAGUACUGGAACCCACAAAUUCCCAUGAUCGUCAACCGGCACCGAGAUCAGUCGGCCCCCGCCACGUUGAGUAUCUACUUCCGCAAGCCCGGCGCGACCAUCACAAAGGAGACACCGACUCCUCCGUCAGCGACAGACGGCUCGUCUAAAGCUCCUCCACCGUCUGAAGGCGAGAGUGUCGUGACAAUCGAUAUGAAGAACCGGCACUCGGACGUCAUCCUUCAGGAGUUCCUCGAGAAGACGAAGGCCCAGCUGCUGAAGCCGACGCCACAGGACGAGCAAGAGCUGCUUGACGCCAAGCAGCGCGAGGAGCAGGGCGCUAUCGACCGCGAGCGCAACCGGAAGCGUCUUGAGGAGGAGAAGAGGGAGAAGGCGCUUAUGGCCGCAGCGCAAGCUGAAGCUGCCGCUAUCCGGGCAGCAGCGCAGCUAUAA
Messenger RNA from Thermochaetoides thermophila DSM 1495, 609 nucleotides. RefSeq names its product mitochondrial 54S ribosomal protein mL61. The record is from RefSeq and is a predicted model, not a curated record. The coding region runs from base 1 to 609 and encodes 202 amino acids. Gene Ontology annotation, cellular component: mitochondrion. Lineage: Eukaryota; Fungi; Ascomycota; Sordariomycetes; Sordariales; Chaetomiaceae. The transcript has 3 exons. Gene Ontology annotation, molecular function: structural constituent of ribosome.